Rhodofomes roseus is the source of this 810-nucleotide messenger RNA. RefSeq lists its product as uncharacterized. Lineage: Eukaryota; Fungi; Basidiomycota; Agaricomycetes; Polyporales; Fomitopsidaceae. The transcript has a single exon. Bases 199 to 510 code for a protein of 103 amino acids. The record is from RefSeq and is a predicted model, not a curated record. Gene Ontology annotation, molecular function: protein binding.
CAGAUCCGAUCUUGCGCAAGUAUGUACAGCAGCCGCAGCGCAGUGAGUGACUAACCACAACCACUCCUCUCACUCCGUAUAGUCCCGUUCUCUUCUUGUUCCAAACUCCAGUGCUGGCAGCCCACCUCAUCUUUCUUGUAAUCCGGCAUCUGAUACCAAGACUCUGCUCAGCAACGCAUUGUAUUAGGACACCUCGCGAUGCAGUGUCACGAAGGCCAGCCAGAAACUCCUUCUCCGGCGGGGAACUCCACCUCGUACUGGUUUGAAGAUGGCAAUGUAAUCCUACAUGCUGGGCCACAAUCGUUCCGCGUUCACAUGAGUCUCCUCGCCCGACACUCCACCUUCUUCCGCGACCUCUUCAAGCUUCCGCAACCGUCGUCAGAGAUGCUAGACGGAUGCGCUGUUGUGCAGAUGCAUGACGUGCCUGGAGACGUGGAGAUUCUGUUGUCUGCCUUAUACGAUGGCUGUGGGUGCGUGCAAUGUCGUGAUCGUCAACGAAGUUGUCGCUGAGAAUCUGGCCUUGCGGUCGUGCCGCGCCGCAUCAUAGCAUGUCUCUUGCAGCUAACAAGUGUCUACCGUUCUCGACUAUCGCAUGCUUGAUACGGUUGGGCCACAAGUACCAGAUCGAGCAGAUUCUGGCAGGUGCUAUAUCCCGUCUCAAAACCUGUUUCCCACUCAGUUAUUAUGACUCUCCUACGCUCCGGAAACGAUGCAUUCCUUACAUGAAUUUUGAGGACAAGGACGCGAUCACGGCUGUCAACUUGGCACGUCUCACGCAGUCUGACACCGUCCUCCCCCCCCCCCCCCCCC